AGGAAGUGAUACUUUGUAAGAAGUUUUCUCUCCAGUCUGUGCAGAUCGAUCGUCUCCUCCACCAUGGGGCAGAUCGAAUGGGCGAUGUGGGCCAACGAGCAGGCGCUGGCGUCCGGACUCAUUCUCCUCUCCGGCGGUAUUGUGGCGGUGGCCGGGCAGUUUAAAGGAUGGCAGUUUGGUGCUUACUCCAUAGCGGCCGGCGUGUUCAUCUCCCUCCUGGAAUACCCCAGAAGUAAGAGGAAGAAGGGCUCCACCAUAGAGAGAUGCGGGCAGAAGCACAUGACGGCGGUGGUGAAAGUAUUCGGACCCCUGACGCGCAAUUAUUAUGUUCGUGCUUUUCUGCAUGCGGGGCUGGCCGUGCCCGGAGGCUUCAUUCUGGCCACCGUCCUGGGCACCGUGUGUCUCGGCAUUGCAGCCAUCAUCUACCUUCUGGCAGCAAUUCGCGGCGAGGAAUGGCGUCCCAUCGAGAUGCGAGAAGAACCCAAGUUGAGAGUGGCGGAGACCAUAAAGCGCCCACCGCAGAACCCCCCUCCUCGCCCCCCUCCAGAAGUGCGCAGGAAACAAGUGGAUGAGGGUCACGUCAACCCCAUCGCCGUCCAGGAUGAAGUAUGACGCUUCCCCGAAAUAUUCACCCGUCCAAUGAAAGGACUCGAUACUACUGCUCAGUACUGUGAGGGCGGGCGGGUCAUGUGACCUACUGCUGCGACUACUCCACCUUUUAAGAACUAAAAAACGUCCCCCGUGGGGUGCUCCCCCCUCAGAUCUCCGGUGUGUGUGAUUGGAUGAGCAGAAGACUUAUGGCAGAAAUAAAAGACAGCGCAAAUGCCAACAGCAGCAAAUAUUUGGGGAGAAUUUUGUUCAUUUCAAGACGCAGUCAGUAUUUACAGACGUAUAAUGAGGCUUCCUAGUUACAUGUUGGUUAUGUUAAAAAUGUAUAUAACUGCAAUAAACUUUUUCUUUUCUUUUUUUUAUAUAUAUUUAUCUAAUUUCUGCAGGCAGCUAUUUCUUCCUUUUACAUGAAAAUACAAAUGUUUGUCUUUGUUAUGGCAACCAAAUACAGAUCAUAUUUUGGGGAGUAUUUGUAAAAAAAAAAAAAA
This is a messenger RNA of Rana temporaria (common frog), 1097 nucleotides long. RefSeq names its product cytochrome b-245 light chain. Gene Ontology annotation, molecular function: heme binding. Gene Ontology annotation, biological process: superoxide anion generation. The coding region runs from base 64 to 612 and encodes 182 amino acids. NCBI's taxonomy places the organism in Eukaryota, Metazoa, Chordata, Amphibia, Anura, Ranidae. The record is from RefSeq and is a predicted model, not a curated record. The transcript has 6 exons. Gene Ontology annotation, cellular component: NADPH oxidase complex.